Messenger RNA from Penicillium brevicompactum, 759 nucleotides. Its product is annotated as alpha/beta hydrolase. The transcript has a single exon. The record is from RefSeq and is a predicted model, not a curated record. Gene Ontology annotation, molecular function: palmitoyl-(protein) hydrolase activity; carboxylic ester hydrolase activity. Lineage: Eukaryota; Fungi; Ascomycota; Eurotiomycetes; Eurotiales; Aspergillaceae. Gene Ontology annotation, cellular component: cytoplasm. The coding region runs from base 1 to 759 and encodes 252 amino acids. Gene Ontology annotation, biological process: protein depalmitoylation.
AUGCCCUCCAAAACCCCCACCCCGCGCGACUUCCCGUCCCAGCUCACCGUGACCGUCACGCCCGCCGCAGCCUCAGCCUCAGCUCCAGCCCCAAAUAUUCUCCUUCUCCUACAUGGCCUCGGCGACUCAGCGGCGGCCUUUACCAAAUUCGGUCAAGCCAUAAGUCUACCAGAGACAACUGUGGUCACAGUCCAAGGCACUGCCCCGCUCCCUUUUGACCUGGGCGGUUUCCACUGGGGCGAUGAUGUGUCUUUCGACUCCGCGACCGGCGCAAUAGAUAUGGACGCCGGCCUCACUCGUGCUACAAAGACAUUGGUAACAGAUGUCGUGCGUGGCACCCUCGUCCGCAAGUGCGGCUACGCACUACGAGAAAUCAUGAUCCUAGGCUUCGGACAAGGAGGCAUGGCCGGGCUAGCUGUGGCACGAGAGCUGGGACUAAAAUCCAAUGAGGGUCAUGAAGCUGGUGCGCUGUCCGGAGUAAUCUCCAUCGGGGCACCAUAUCCCCUGUCUGGGUCACGAACUGGAGACAAGAACCGAUCACCUGUGCUGCUUGUUUCCGGGCGGGACUCAGUUGCAGUCUCUGACGAGGCAGUCCGUAGGACAAAACAGGUGUUUGAAUUUGUGGAGGUGAGCCGAUAUGCGAGAAAGGGCGACGGAAUGCCGUCGAGUCGGGAGGAGAUGCUGCCUGUCAUGCAAUUCUUCGCCCGUAGAUUGCGGAGUAGACAAGGUGUUCCUGAAGGAAGUGUCGAGAUUGGCUAA